Molecule: messenger RNA, 2877 nt
Organism: Vicia villosa (hairy vetch)
Lineage: Eukaryota; Viridiplantae; Streptophyta; Magnoliopsida; Fabales; Fabaceae
Exons: 8
Coding region: 1-2877 (958 amino acids)
Source: RefSeq, a predicted model, not a curated record
AUGGCUGGGAGAAACGAUGCUGUGAUUGCUGCUGCUUUGGAGGCUAUGGCUCAAGCUCUGGAACAUCAACCUAAUGCUGGUGAGAAUGCUGGAUCUCGCAGUUUGGCUAAUUUCCAGAGGGAGAACCCGCCGGUCUUCAAAGGCAAGCAUGACCCUGAUGGAGCCUUAGAGUGGUUGAAAGAGAUCGAGAGGAUCUUUCGUGUAAUGGAUUGUACUCAGGCACAGAAGGUUCGCUAUGACAUAAAGAAGUGGUUUGUUUUAAUUGCGGUGAAGAAGGACACAUUGGAAGUCAAUGUCAGAAACCCAAGAAGGCACAAGCUGGUGGUAAGGUAUUCGCAUUGGCUGGUACUCAGACAAGCACUGAGGACAGACUCAUUAGAGUUGGGUCUUGUGCUAUCUUCGAUGAAUGGCGAGAUGGUAGUUGAGGUUCCAGCUAAAGGAUCUGUGACUACAUCUCUUAUUUGUUUGAAAUGUCCGUUGUCGAUCUUCGACAGGGACUUUGCUGUUGAUUUAGUAUGUUUACCGUUGGCCGGGCUAGACGUAAUUUUGGGAAUGAACUGGUUAGAAUAUAACUAUGCUCACAUCAAUUGUUAUAACAAGACUGCCGAAGAAGAAGAAGCUGGCUUAGUGUCGUCUAAGCAGGUACGACAAUUGCUGAAGGAAGAGGUAGAGAUGUUCUCGUUGAUGGCAACAUUGUCAAUCGAGAAUCAGAACAUCAUCGAUGAGCUACCGGUAGUAUGUGAAUUCCCCGAAGUUUUUCCCGAUGAGAUUCCCGAUGUGCCGCCAGAAAGAGGAAUUGAGAUGUCCGCAUCUGAGUUGACGGAAUUAAAGAAGCAAUUAGAAGACUUACUGGAGAAGAAAUUUGUCAGACCAAGUGUAUCGCCGUGGGGAGCUCCAGUGCUGUUAGUGAAGAAAAAGGACGGAAGCAUGAGACUUUGCGUAGAUUAUAGACAACUGAAUAAAGUAACCAUUAAGAAUAAAUACCCGUUACCGAGGAUAGAUGAUUUGAUGGACCAAUUGGUGGGUGCGAGUGUUUUUAGCAAGAUCGAUCUGAGGUCGGGCUACCAUCAGAUUAAGGUCAAAGAUGAAGAUAUACAGAAGACAGCAUUCAGAACAAGAUAUGGACAUUAUGAAUAUUCAGUGAUGCCAUUUGGUGUUACGAACGCGCCAGGAGUAUUUAUGGAAUAUAUGAACCGUAUCUUCUGUGAGUAUUUAGAUCAGUUCGUCGUGGUGUUCAUAGACGACAUCUUGAUAUAUUCUAAAUCAGAGCCAGAGCAUUCAGAUCAUUUGAGGACGGUAUUACAAGUGUUGAAAGAAAGGAAGUUGUAUGCGAAGUUGUCCAAGUGUGAAUUUUGGUUGAAAGAAGUCAGUUUUCUAGGACAUGUCAUAUCUGGUAGCGGCAUUGCUGUAGACCCAUCUAAGGUAGAUGCCGUGUUACAAUGGGAGACUCCAAAGUCAGCUACCGAGAUUAAAAGUUUCUUGGGCUUAGCCGGUUACUACAGACGGUUUAUUGAAGGAUUUUCUAAGUUGGCACUUCCAUUAACUAAGUUGACGUGUAAGGGUAAAGUGUUCAUAUGGGAUGCACAAUGUGAAGAAAGUUUUGUGGAAUUGAAGAAGAGAUUGACGACAGCCCCGGUUUUGACAUUACCAAACCCAGGAGAACCUUUUGAAGUUUAUUGCGAUGCUUCUUUGAUGGGUUUAGGUGGUAAGGAGUUGAACAUGAGACAGCGAAGAUGGUUAGAACUGUUGAAAGAUUAUGAUUUCGGGUUGAAUUAUCACCCCGGUAAGGCAAAUGUUGUGGCCGAUGCCUUAAGCCGGAAGACCUUGCACAUGUCCGCUAUGAUGGUUAAAGAAUUAGAACUGAUCGAACAAUUCCGAGAUAUGAGCUUGAUUUGUGAAGUGACCCCGCGUAGUGUUAAGUUGGGAAUGCUCAAAAUUGAUAAUGACUUUCUGAGCAGUAUCAAAGAGGCUCAGAAAUUGGAUGUGAAAAUAGUGGACAUUAUAGUUGGUUGUGGCAAAUCCGAGAAGAGUGAUUUUAAGGUGGACGCGCAAGUAGUGUUGAGAUUGCGGAAUCGAAUCUGUAUCCCUGAUGACAAUGAUAUGAAAAGGAUGAUUUUAGAAGAAGGCCAUCGAAGUAACUUGAGUAUUCAUCCUGGAGCUACUAAAAUGUAUCAAGACUUAAAGAAGAUAUUUUGGUGGCCGAGGAUGAAAGAAGAUGUGGCACGGCUUACCAAAUCAGCCCAUUUCAUACCUAUUAACAUCACGUAUCCGGUGGCAAAGUUAGCUGAGAUCUAUGUCCGAGUGAUUGUGAAGUUGCAUGGUGUAGUACUUGGACCGGAAAUUGUACGAGAAACCACAGAGAAGGUAAAAAUGAUUCGGGAAAAGAUGAAGGCUUCACAGAGUAGACAGAAGAGUUAUCAUGACAAGCGAAGGAAGGAGUUAGAAUUUGAAUCAGGUGACCAUGUGUUUCUAAGAGUCACGCUUGUAACUGGUGUUGGUCGUGCCCUGAAGUCAAAGAAGCUGACUCCACGAUUUAUCGGUCCUUAUCAGAUUUCAGAGAGAGUUGGUACUGUCGCUUAUAGGGUGGCGUUACCGCCUAACCUGUCGAAUCUGCACGAUGUGUUUCAUGUGUCACAGCUUCGGAAGUAUGUUCCAGAUCCAUCUCACGUGAUUCAUAUGGAUGAUGUGCAAGUGAGAGAGAACCUUACAGUAGAGACGAUGCCGAUUCGGAUCACAGAUCGUGAGAUAAAGUCCGUUAGAGGUAAAGAUAUCCCGUUGGUGAAAGUAUUCUGGACGGGGACUACCGGAGAAAGCAUGACGUGGGAAAUGGAGAGCAAGAUGCGAGACUCCUAUCCCGAGUUGUUUGAACGAGUUUAA